GAGAAGGUAGAUUCAGGCGUGAUAUGCAAAAAGCGUGGAUUUUUAUCAACUUGCCAGUUUAUUCUAUGCUAACGUCAGCGAAUGAAUGGCAGUGGUUAGAUCUGAACAAAAAUAGGUUGCAUGCGUAGGAAAGAGCUGCUUUAACCAUAGGGUUGAGAAGGAGCUCAAAACAGCUAAAGAAAAAUAAUGGUAUACUGGAACAAUCGAAAUAUCCGUAACAAAUGGAUAUUAUGGGAUAUAAUCAUACCAACUUGUUUCUUCGGAAUUAUAACCCGCAAUGACGCAAGUAAUACUGCGCAGAAGGACUCAUACCAACACAUACGGAGCAGUUUGUGAAUUGCGCGCAGAACAAAACUGUUUGGUCCACCGAAUAGAAAUGCUGGAAGCCGUUAUUUUGAAGCUCCAGGAGCAAUUGCGUGUCUUGCCUGGAAUUGUGCGUGCUGCUAUCUCGCAGCAACAGUACUCUUGUGCAAAGCAUACCAACAGCCGCAAUAUAGAGACUUCACUCAUCAACGAUACUGGUACUCCCGAAGUCGAAGUCAACUAGCCACAGUGCAAUAAGAUUGGCAACCAUUGUCCGACAGGAUUCAUUUUAUCCCAACAACUCAGUUACCCUAUUGAAUCAGUAGAUUUUGAACUACAUAUGCGGCCAUAUCUUUAGACGAACUGAAGAAUAUGCAUCCUCCGGAUCAACGUCCCUCGUGAAGCAUGGCAUUUUGAAGAUCACGAGCUCUCCUGUAGAAAGAACCUGUUCACUUCGCUGUACAUGCAUCAGUCUGCCUUUCAUCCAAUCUACUGGCCUUAUUUGACCAAUCAUUUUUCCGUUCUUGAUGAUCCCACUAUCGUUCAUUCUCAGCCCUUCUGCAGCUGAGCACAGGUAAAUUAUCUGCUCAGUGCUUUACCCCUCAUUUAUUUCAAACUGUUUUACUCAUGGAUCACAACCCCUUUGUUACUGGUGUCAAGAAAUGUUAAAAUAAACGUCCUCC
Dicrocoelium dendriticum is the source of this 986-nucleotide messenger RNA. The record is from the annotation of a GenBank genome assembly. NCBI's taxonomy places the organism in Eukaryota, Metazoa, Platyhelminthes, Trematoda, Plagiorchiida, Dicrocoeliidae.